This is a messenger RNA of Neoarthrinium moseri, 1632 nucleotides long. RefSeq lists its product as uncharacterized. Bases 1 to 1632 code for a protein of 543 amino acids. NCBI's taxonomy places the organism in Eukaryota, Fungi, Ascomycota, Sordariomycetes, Amphisphaeriales, Apiosporaceae. The transcript has 4 exons. The record is from RefSeq and is a predicted model, not a curated record.
AUGAUCAGUUCUCAACACAAAGCUUCUGGACUUCGAGAUCCAGUCCCUCAACCUACGGCAAAGAUCGCUUCGGACAGUGAUGGAUCCUCGCGUCUAUCCUCGCCCGGGGGAACCGCUCCGCGUUUCCCUGCUGGUGAGCAUGAAUGGGAGGCACUACGGCCGGUUAUCGAAGAGCUUUAUGUUACAAGGAACCUCCCACUCCGGGGCGUAGUACAUCAUAUCAGGACAGAAUAUGGCUUCAAAGCUAGGCACGUCAUGCGCACACCCGCAUUUGAGCGAAUGUAUAAGACCCGACUCACUCGAUGGGGCAUGAGAAAGUCAAGCGAAGCCAAGGCGGUGCAGAGCACGAGACUGGGGAGACAAGUCGCAAGGCAGAUCGGCGGAGGCUCGCGCUCUUCCACCCCUGGCUCAAUCGCAAUCUACGCUCCGAGCACGCGCUUGUUGAUGCAUGAGAGUCGGACUGCAUCCUACCUGGAUGCGGCUCUGCGGGGCUUUCGCAGCUUCAAUGUGUCCUGGGCCGAGACGGAUCCGCGUUGGCGCGAGAUAUCCCGGUACAAGUCGGACUCCCUCUCUGUCCAGCAGUUCCCACUGAAGGACAACCUUCGCAUGGCCACGAGCUACCUCGAGUCCGGCGACUACCCGGCCGGGGGCAGAUUCCUGCGGCUUGCAUUCCUGGCCAUCGAGGAGGUUCUCAUGGACGAUCACAUCUCAAGUGCCACGGAUCUAUUUGUGGCAUGCCCGCUCAUGAUUUUUAAGUUGCAGCAACCUCUGCGGGACGAGAUUAUCAAAGCAUAUAGCAAAUAUCUAUAUCAACAGUCAUCAAUUAUUAGAAAGGCCCACCCCAUUGCCGCAGUUGCACGCAGCCUGCAUGAAGCAGCGUCAGUCGGCGGCAUGCAACGAGUGAUUUCGGUUAUAUCAAAACUAGUUCGACUUCAAUAUGACACAUACGUUCGCCUACGGGGCCUCGACGUUGCUUCGGCGAACAAGCUCUCGGUUUAUGCCCAUGGGGUCCAGGAUAGAGAUCUACAACUCCAGUCCAUGGGCAACUUCAUGACAAUAGCACGCCAGGCCUCAGCGGAGCUUGGCGAGGACAAUAUCGACGCUCGAGUGCUCUGGGGGGUCGCUUUGACGCUCCGGGCAGAUCUCGAGUUAUUCGACGACACAUUCCGGAAGGCAGCCGAGAGAUUAUGUACAACAUGUGCAAAAAUGUACAAGUGCUAUCGCGAGAAGCCUCCGGAGAUAUGGGUCUACGACUACUAUGAAAACUGGAUCUACCGAAGCGGUCACUUCUUGCUCAUGAAAUACUGGCUUGCCAAGGGCGGGCUGGACCAAGUGAUUGAGCAUAGCCGAGCGGCCGUCCAACUGAAUGGCGCUCCGGACGGGGUAUGGAAGAUGUUUGCCGCGGCUGUGGAGAAGCUGUUGAGGGCUCGUGGCCUUUUAGGUGAGGCAGAUCGACUGGCAGAGCGACGUAGAGAGCUCGACAUGACACCCGAAGUCCGAGAGGCUUUGGAAAAGAAGGAGGCAUCAGAACUAUCGGUCAUCGCGAACCAAAGGACCAGCAUUAAGGAGGAGAAAGGAACGGAUGAGGAGGAUACGGACGAUGAAGACGCGUUUAAGACAGUGUCUGUCUGA